Histoplasma mississippiense is the source of this 1716-nucleotide messenger RNA. RefSeq lists its product as hypothetical. The record is from RefSeq and is a predicted model, not a curated record. Gene Ontology annotation, biological process: transmembrane transport. Bases 1 to 1716 code for a protein of 571 amino acids. Gene Ontology annotation, molecular function: transmembrane transporter activity. The transcript has 8 exons. Lineage: Eukaryota; Fungi; Ascomycota; Eurotiomycetes; Onygenales; Ajellomycetaceae.
AUGAGCGUAGUGUGUGAAUCAACAUCAGGUUCCCGCUACAGAAUUGACGAGGAACUCAGAUCUUGCGCUUACGGGCUCUGUGGAGGACGCUUGACUGGAAGCGGUUGCCAGGAGGUUUGGUUGCUGCCGGAAUUCUCUGAAGGAAAGAUCCGAUUGUUGCGAAGCUCGCUGCACUUGUGGUGUUGUGAUGCAAUCUUCUACUGCCUUGUGCUCUCUUCUCUCGUAACCCUGAAGUCCUUGUCGCAAAUGGGAUCAGCCUUCCUCUCCAAGCUUCAGACGCAUGCGCCUGUGGCCCAGCCACAGGUAAUGAGCAGUGGAGCAGCCAAGGAAGCCGGGGAUUUGCCCCAAGAGCAAGGGGUUGCGAGUGACGCCGAAGACCAGCUUUCAGCGGAUGCCCAAGAUGGAGUACGCAAGAUCCAGGCCACCACCCGGGUCUGGAGCAAAGGACAUCUCAUCUUUGCAUAUGUCAUGAUAUGGGUUAUUACUUUCGUCGACACAAUGCAGCAGGGAAUGUCCAAUUCUCUCGUCCCUUAUGUUACCAGUAGUUUUAGGCUGCACUCAUUGACGGCUUCAACCAUGAUUAUGUCGAACAUCAUCGGAGGUCUUAUCAAGUUACCCCUUGCUAAGGUCCUUGAUAUCUGGGGUCGACCGCAAGGCUUCCUCAUCAUGGUAGGAGCACUGACUAUCGGCCUUGUCAUGAUGGCUGCAUGCAACAAUGUCAAAACCUAUGCUGCUGCGCAAGUGUUCUACUGGGUAGGAUAUAAUGGGAUGAGUUACACAAUAAGUAUUUUCAUUGCUGAUACAUCUGCUCUGAAAAAUCGAGCCCUUAUGUUUGCGUUUGUUUCGUCACCUUAUAUCGCUACUGUCUGGGUUGGCGGACCACUUGCAACGGUCUUCCUGAAUGGUCCUGGCUUCAGGUGGGGUUAUGGUGCUUUCGCCAUCAUCACUCCUGCCAUCACUUUCCCUCUUCGCACAUACACCCAAUCGCUCAAACACUAUUUCAUCGAAUUCGAUAUUAUCGGGAUAAUUCUCCUGGCUAGCGGGUUGGCUUUGUUUCUCCUCCCAUUCAGCCUUUAUUCUUACCAGAAGGAUCAAUGGAGAUCAAGCCUAGUCAUUAGCAUGAUCAUCGUGGGUGGUCUCCUCCUUAUCGCUUUCGCCCUGUACGAGAAGUACCGGGCACCGGCAUGUUUCAUUCCUUUCGAACUCCUUUUCGAUCGAACUGUGUUGGGCGCCUGUAUUCUUGCUGCAAGUUUCCGGAUGUCAAUAUCGGGAUAUAUCAUCAUGUGCCAAAUUUUUAUCGCCUUUGCUGGUGGAACAUGCGUCAUAACAGAGCAAAUGGCUGUUAUGGCCGCUACAUCUCAUCAAUAUGUCCCCGUCGUUCUCGCAGUUGAAUCCAUGUUUGCAAACAUUGGCGGCGCAAUCGGUCAAACCGUCGCCGCUGCAAUCUGGACCGGAGUAUUCCCUCAAAGAUUAGCUGAGUACCUACCUGACCAGGCCAAGGCCAACGCCACCCUCAUAUACGGAGAUCUUACAGUACAGAAAUCGUAUCCACUUGGAAGCCUUGAAAGAAUUGCCAUUAACAGAGCCUAUGGUGAUGGGCAAAAAUAUAUGCUUAUAGGAGGUACUGCAAUUUUGGCUGUCGGCCUUGGAGCUACCAUGAUGUGGAGGGAUAUCAAGGUCAAGGACUUCAAGCAAGUCAAGGGCCUUGUUGUUUAA